AUGUUCUGGCGUUUUGGGGGAUAUGCAAGUAUCUCCACCAUCGAUACCCUGCUCGACAAACCUGAUGUCACCCUCGAGGACCUGCUGGAUGAGCCAGAGAUUAUCCAGGAAUUGAAACAGCAUAAUACAAAACUCAUAGAAUAUCUGCGCGAGGAUCAUGUCUUGAAACGGCUUAUGGACUAUGUCACCGCACCGAGCUUGGUGAAUGACGACGACGAAAAUGAUGACGACGAUUCCCACGAAAAGCAUGCCUCCCCGACUCACGGCGAAAGCGAUGCGCCGACAGACCAGACUGAUGCCGAGGACAAGGAAGAAAAGGCCGGGAAGGAGUCUGACGCACUGAAGGAUGUUUUAGACCCGGAAGAUCUGGAAAAGGUUGAGAAGGCCCGCCUGAAGCAUGCCUACGUGGCAUGCGAAAUUCUCUCCUCAGAGACCUGGUCUAUCUUGGAAUCCAUGAUGACCAACCCUGCUUAUCUGCGCGACUUCUGGGGCUUCCUCCGACGGCCCGCUCCGUUGGACUCCCUGCAGGCUAGCUACUUUACCAAAGUGAACGAGACGUUACUUGAUAAGAAGACGGAAGAGAUGCUGGAAUUCCUGAAGUCGCUGGACGGAAUUGUGGCUGCACUUCUGCAGCACGUCGAUAAUCCCAUGGUCAUGGAUCUCUUGUUGAAAAUUAUUAGCUUGGAAAAGGCCGAAGGCGGCCAAGGCACGGUGGACUGGUUGCAGUCGCAGGAUUUGAUUCCAAACCUCCUUUCAUUCCUGGCCCCAGAGCACCCAGGGUCUGUGCAAACAUCGGCCGGUGAUUUCCUGAAGGCGAUCAUUACCAUCUCUGCAAAUGCGACCCCAAAUGACCAGUCCUGCAUUGGUCCUAACAGCCUGACCCGCCAACUUGUCUCGCCUGAGCGUGUGCAACAACUGAUCAAUGCGAUGCUGAAGGGUGGCAACCCAUUGACAGUGGGUGUGGGUAUCGUCAUCGAAGUCAUUCGCAAGAAUAACUCCGACUAUGACCCGGAGCAGAUGGGUGGUCCCGAAUCUAUGCCGACACCUUACGAUCCAAUUUAUCUCGGACACCUACUUCGUCUCUUUGCGCAGCAUAUCCCCGAUUUCAUGACCCUUAUUCAGAGCUCCAAGCAUGCGGUACACGACGGUACUUCCCUGAAGUCUGUUGACCGGGGUCGCUUGAAUUCCGCGUGGGGCGCCAGUAUUGAGCCGCUUGGCUUUGAUCGGUUCAAGGCGUGCGAGUUGAUGGCGGAACUACUCCAUUGCAGUAACAUGGGUCUUUUGAACGAGCCUGGCAGCGAGGACUAUGUGCGGCAUCGCAAUGAGGAGCGCGAUAGGUUGAUCCGUGAGGGUGUGUUCAACCCACAUCGGGAUGAGCAGUCCGGCAUGGACUACAAUGAUACCACUGCUGAUUUCACCAAUGGUUCGGUUAUGGACACUGGAUCGCCCGAGGCUCUCAAAGCUCGGGUUGUUGAGGACGAGGGCUUCGAGGACGUCGGUGCCUCUGGCGUUCUGGUUGGCAAGAAGGGCGAGGAGAAGGAAUCCAACUUGCAAUCAGAGUCGCAACAGCCUUCUGAGUCAACCUCUGAGUCGGCUGUGGAAACACCAAAGACAGAUGCAGACGCAAACGUCCCGUCAUCGCCCAAGACCCCGACGACCGGUCUGACUGACCAAGUUGGUGAAAUGGAGAUUGGAAACGAAUCCCCGCAGGAGCAGCAAGCAUCUACAGAAACUCACAAGGAGGAUGUGUCUGUAACUCCACAGCCUGAGGAUGUUCCUCCUCCUUUGUUUGCGGCGAAGGAGCCGGGGUCAGAUUCUACUGCUCAAGCAGAAGGCGCUACUGAGCCAACUCAAGAAUCCCAGCCCGCCAAUGAUGGUGGCGCUGAGGACCUUGCUGAGCAGUACAUCCAGUAUGACACGGAUGGCCGUCCUGUGGUUGGAGAUUUCUUGAAGAUCAUGUUUGUCGAGAACAAAGUGGUGCCAACCAUUUUGGGCUUCUUCUUCCGAUUCCCCUGGAAUAACUUCCUCCAUAAUGUUGUAUAUGAUGUGGUCCAGCAGGUCUUUAACGGCCCCAUGGAGCGUGGAUACAACCGAGCUUUGGCCAUCAAUGUUUUCGAAAUUGGUCAAAUCACGAAUGCCAUUGUUGAGGGCCAAAAGCGCAGCGACGAGGUCCAACGCACCAAGCAGAUCCGCCUCGGCUACAUGGGCCACCUGACUCUUGUCGCCGAGGAGGUCGUCAAGUUCAGCGAGCGUCACCCGCCAGAGCUGCUCUCACGUGCCGUCAUGGAGUCGGUUCUGAAUCCAGACUGGAUAGACUACGUCGAGCAGACCCUUUCGGAGACUCGGGAACGUGAUAACGCCAUCCUGGGUGGGGUACGGCCAGACAUGGCUGUCGGGCCUCGUCAAACCGCAAUGAACACUUCCACCUCUAACCAUGGGUUCAACAACAACUCCUCCGCCUUGGCUGAUGCCGGAUUGAACGGCGGAAUUGGCGGCUCAACCUUCCAGGGCUUUGAAAUCAACCAGGGUAGUGUUUCUGGUGGAGCAUUCGGUGGUACUUCGCUUUUGAGUGGCUUUGCUAGCUCGAGCGAUGACGAGGAUGAAGAGAUGGAAGAUCAGGAGGACCGAGAUGCUGGCGGUGCCGACCAUGGCGAAUCCGAGAAUGUCUCUGAAAACUCUACCAGCCAACCUAUUCCUAUUCUGCCGCCCCCUCCUGCCCCGCUGAGUAUGGGCCCCUCCAGGGCUCGGCGUCAGCUAGCAGCACGGCUGGCGGCCCAGAAACAGCAAGCGUCUGAAAACGCAGGCGUCGGGGAGGAUGGAAAUGCCGAGGGCGAAGGUCGGGAGUGGUCCUCCAACCCCUUUAUCAUUGCAGGAAUUGAUGAUGACGCCGAAGGUGGUAACUCGGCGUUCCCCAACACCGACUUCGCGUCUAAUGCGGAUCAGACUUUCUCCUCCGCAUUCCCCGAGUCUGGGUUCAGCCCGCCUGACUCGCUUUCCACCAACUCCUCCGACGAGGAAGGUGACCGCGCAGAAGGCGUGCGACGACGCAUUCGCGUCCCUCUCGAAGUCGAGGAAGAUGAAGACGAUGAGAUGGGUGAGAUGGUUGGACCCAGUGGCAGUGGAAUGGUCGUCUCGGAUGAUGAAGAUGAAGCCAUCAUCAACGAAUCCCUGGGCUACUCUAACCUCCCCGGCCAGACGCGAUACAGCGGGUUCCGUCGGCCGCGGGCAGUCAGUUCCCACUUCGAUGAUGACCAAGACGAUAGCAGUGACGGUGAAGACGACGGCCUGGUAGAGAUCCUUGUCCCUGGCCGCAAAUCUUCCACCUCGAACUAG
This is a messenger RNA of Penicillium subrubescens, 3333 nucleotides long. Its product is annotated as SAPS family protein. The coding region runs from base 1 to 3333 and encodes 1110 amino acids. Gene Ontology annotation, molecular function: protein phosphatase regulator activity; protein phosphatase binding. Lineage: Eukaryota; Fungi; Ascomycota; Eurotiomycetes; Eurotiales; Aspergillaceae. The transcript is spliced from 3 exons. The record is from RefSeq and is a predicted model, not a curated record. Gene Ontology annotation, cellular component: cytosol; nucleus.